This is a messenger RNA of Lotus japonicus, 2748 nucleotides long. RefSeq names its product cucumisin-like. Bases 200 to 2395 code for a protein of 731 amino acids. The transcript has 10 exons. Gene Ontology annotation, molecular function: serine-type endopeptidase activity. NCBI's taxonomy places the organism in Eukaryota, Viridiplantae, Streptophyta, Magnoliopsida, Fabales, Fabaceae. The record is from RefSeq and is a predicted model, not a curated record. Gene Ontology annotation, biological process: proteolysis.
GACUCAUAAAUCUUAUCCUCCUUGGAAACAUUUUCUGCUUAUCAUUUUGAUCUAUUGAUAUCCACGUGCUUGGAAUACCCGCACGCCAAUGGUUGAUGCUUUUUCCACUACAAAUACUCUUUGGUGGAAGCAUAGACUCAUAAAUCUUAUCCUCCUUGGAAACAUUUUCUGCUUAUCAUUUUGAUCUAUUGUGGCCAUUAUGGUCUCUUUAAUGCCAUGCCUUUUCAUUCUCAUCUUCAUUCUGACAAUCACUCACACAUAUUGUAGCAAUGAUCGCAAGACUUACAUUGUGUACAUGGGUGAUCAUCCUAAGGGCAUGGACCCUGCAUCUUCACCUUCUCUUCACAUGGCCAUGGCUCAAAAAGUUCUUGGCAGCAGUUCUGAACCAGGAGCUAUACUUCACAGCUACAAGAGCUUUAAUGGAUUCGUCAUGAAGUUAACAGAAGAGGAGAAAGAAAGAAUGGCAGAAAUGGACGAUGUUAUCUCCGUUAUACCAAACAGCAAGUACAAUCUUCACACAACAAAAUCGUGGGACUUUAUAGGAUUUCCCCAAAAAGUUACAAGAGCAAGUAUGGAGAGUGACAUAAUAGUUGGAGUACUAGACACUGGAAUUUGGCCAGAAUCAAAAAGCUUCAGUGACGAAGGAUUUAGCCCUCCACCAAAAAAAUGGAAGGGAUCCUGCUAUAACUUUACCUGCAACAACAAACUAAUUGGAGCAAAAUACUUCAACAUCGAAGGUUUAUAUUUUAAAAAUGACAUCAAAUCUCCUAGAGAUACAAAUGGCCACGGGUCACAUUGCACCUCCACCGUUGCCGGAAACCUAGUCACUACAAGCCUUCUCGGCUACGCCUCUGGGACAGCCCGCGGAGGAGUGCCGUCGGCCCGCGUCGCGAUGUACAAAGUAUGCUGGGAAAGCGGUUGUCGCCAGGCAGACAUCCUUGCUGCUUUGGAUGCAGCAAUUGUUGAUGGUGUUGAUGUGCUCUCUCUUUCACUCGGAGAUACUGGAACUGCACCUGACUAUUUUGAAAAUGGACUUAACAUUGGAAGCUUCCAUGCAAUGCAAAGAGGCAUAUUUGUUGCAAAUGCUGCCGGUAAUUCUGGCCCUUUUCUAUACUCUAUGACAAAUUUUCCACCAUGGAUGCUUUCAGUGGCUGCUAGCACUUUUGACAGAAAGUUUGUUACCAAGGUGCAGUUGGGCAAUGGUGUUGUUUAUGAGGGGUCUACAAUCAACACAUUUGAUCUCAACAAGAAAAAGUUUCCACUGAUUUUUGCUGGGGAUAUACCCAACAUUGUGGGUGGAUUUAACAGUUCGAAAUCCAGGAUUUGCUCAGAGAACUCUGUGGAUAAAAGUGCAGUGAAGGGGAAGAUCGUUGUGUGUGAGAAAAUUGAGGAACCAAAGAAAAUUGGAUUUUUCUCUGGCGCGGCUGGGGUUAUAUUUGGAGGUGUUUCCCCAAAAGAUCUUCCAACCAGUUUUGCCCUGCCUGCAACGUUCCUUAGUCGAGGGAACAUUAGAAAUGUACUAUUAUACAUGGAAGCAACAAGUAAUCCAACAGCCACAAUAUUGAAGAGUGAUGAAGUCAACAAUACAUUAUCCCCUUAUGUGGCUGCGUUCUCAUCAAGAGGUCCAAAUCCAAUCACACCAAACAUUCUCAAGCCUGAUAUUGCAGCACCAGGGGUGACAGUGUUAGCUGCAUGGUCUCCCCUUAACCCCAUUUCAGAAGUUGAAGGUGACAAAAGAAAACUGCCAUACAAUGCAAUCUCCGGCACUUCAAUGGCAUGUCCUCAUGCUGCUGCGGCAGCCGCAUAUGUCAAAUCAUUUCACCCCAAUUGGUCUCCUGCCAUGAUCAAGUCUGCAUUAAUGACCACCGCUACUCCAAUGAAUUCUGCUCUUAAUCCUGAAGCUGAAUUCGCGUAUGGCGCGGGGCAAAUUAAUCCUGUUAAGGCAGUAAAUCCUGGUUUAGUAUAUGAUAUUACCGAACAAGAUUAUGUCCAGUUCCUAUGCGGAGAGGGUUAUACCGAUACUUUGCUACAAAAUCUUACUCAACACAAGCGUAGUUGCUUUGGAGAUCCUCAAAAGAGAGCUGCAUAUAACUUGAACCUCCCAUCAUUUGCCGUUUAUCAUGGUGAUGUUGGGGUUUUCCCUCGCGUUUUUCGCAGAACAGUUACAAAUGUUGGCUCAGCAAAUUCUACUUAUAAAGCGACGGUUAUAACUCCAUCCUUGUUGGAAAUUCAAGUGAAACCUGAUGUUCUGUCCUUCACAUCUAUAGGCCAGAAAAAAUCAUUCUCGGUUGUGGUUGAAGGGUUCCUCACUGUGAAUGUAAUCUCUGCUACUUUGGUUUGGGAUGAUGGAAAUUUUCAAGUUAGAAGCCCAAUUGUGGUGUACAAACAGGGGUGACAAAAAUACCUGGACCUGCAUGUACCCGUGGGUAAAUACCUGCACGGGUAAUAGGACCCGCGAGUCCGGGUACCCGCGGGUAGACUAAAGUUUCAGUGACCUCCAUGUGUGUGACUCAAGAAAAAGAAUAGCAAAUAAGGGAAGCAUGCUAAUGUUGUUAGCUUAGUUUGUAAUAAGAGGCAUGAACCAGUAAGCUUGGAUGUUUCUACAUCAUGCUAUUUUAUGGUUUAUUUAAUUUGGAUCUUCAUUUGUGUUGAAGUUGAUCAUUACAUGAAAAUUGGAGAAAUUGUUCAAUUAAUGCCAUUGGAAUAAAUGGUAUCAAAAGAAAUUAUAUACUUCUGAUGUUUCAUUUC